AUGGACUACAAGCGCUCCGUAAUUAUCACGGGCGGCACAAUCAGCAUGGGCUACCACGCCGCCCUCUCAAUCGCCCGCCUCCACCCAGACUACCUCAUUGUCCUCUCCUCGCGCUCGGAUCCAAACCACGCCGCGGACACAAUCAACAAAACCCUAAGACAGAACAAUGUCAUAUAUCUUCCUCUUGAUCUCUCUUCCUCCUCCAACAUCCGGGCCUUCGCCAAAGAAUGGAGUCAGAAGGCGUUUCCACCUGUCCAAGCCCUCCUACUAAACGCCGCUUUGCAGUUCCCCGGAGCACUGACGCUCACGGACGAAGGCAUUGAAAAGACCUUCGCAAUCACACACGUCGGACACGCUUUACUUUUCCACCUUAUCUGCCCUUCCCUCGCUCCCAAAGCACGCAUUCUGAUAACAGCGUCCGGCGUCCACGAUUCCGCGCUCAAAACCGGCAUGCCAAAACCAAUUUACACUUCCGCUGAACAGCUAGCGCAUCCGCCAAGUGAAAUUGCAAAGGGCGAUGGAAGGACACAUUAUGUUAAUGCGAAGCUAGCAAAUAUUCUCUGGACGUAUGCGCUGCAGAAGCGGCUUGACGAGAGCGGAAAUGAGAGGGAUAUUUGUGUGAAUGCGAUGGAUCCAGGUCUUAUGCCUGGCUCAGGCUUAGCAAGAGAAUAUCCCCCGUUCUUUCGGUGGCUGUGGAACAAUGUCUUACCAAGAAUUAUGCCGGUGUUGAGGUUGGCGUUUGGGACGAGAAACAUUCAUUCGGUUGAGGAAAGCGGCGAGGCCUUGGCACGGUUGGGCGUUGCUGAAGAUGUGGAGGGUGUGAAGGGGAAGUAUUAUGAGGGGAAGAAAGAGAGGAAGAGUAGUGUUGAGAGUUAUGAUGUGAAGAAGCAGGAUGAUUUGUGGGAGUGGACGGUGGAGUGGGCGGCGAGAGAUGGGGAGGAGUUGGGAAAAUUCAAGAGCUUUGCUUAG
This is a messenger RNA of Didymosphaeria variabile, 969 nucleotides long. RefSeq lists its product as uncharacterized. The transcript has a single exon. Lineage: Eukaryota; Fungi; Ascomycota; Dothideomycetes; Pleosporales; Didymosphaeriaceae. The coding region runs from base 1 to 969 and encodes 322 amino acids. The record is from RefSeq and is a predicted model, not a curated record.